AGCUCAAAGGGUGUGGAAAGAAGAGGUAAAAAUAUGAGAAAACAGCCUGCACUAACUCUGCCCCAUCAGAUCUUGCCCACACUCCAUUUGGAGAACGCUUCAUCAGUCCUAGGCUUGGAAGUAGGGAAGCUUCGUAGUAUUUUCAUGAACUGGACAACUGCCACUGCUCAUAGGAGGGCAGUGUGGGCUUCUGCAAAUGAAGAAGUUAGCGGGAUACAGCAAGAUGCAGGAGUCUCUGGAGGUGUCCCUUCCCAGCAAACAAGAGGAGGAUGAGGAGGAGGAGGAUGAGGAGGAGGAGGAGGAGGAGGAAGAGAAGGACCAGCCUGCCGAGAUGGAGUACCUUAACUCUCGCUGUGUCCUUUUCACUUAUUUCCAGGGAGACAUUGGGUCAGUAGUGGACGAACACUUCUCAAGAGCUUUGGGUCAAGCCAGCAACUUCCAUCCUGAACCUGCCAUUUCAAAAAACAAGAUGGGGUUAAGCCCCCUGUGGCGAGACAGCUCAACCCUUCCCGGCCAGCGGAGUGGUUUCCCGACUUCGUUCUGGACCAGCUCCUACCAGCCCCCGCCCGGGCCUUGUUUGGGUGGAGGGCACCACGACUUCCCAAGUCCCACCCCAAGCUCCUUCCCCACGGCAGAGCCCAGCUGCUGGCCGGGGCCCAGCCUGCACCAGACUGCCCCGCCCCCCGCCCCGGCCGGCUCGGAGCCCUGGCCUUACCCGUUGGCAUCUCAGGUGAGCCCUUCGUACUCACACAUGCACGAGGUGUACGUGCAUCACCACCACCCCCAUCCUCACAUGCACCACCGCCACCACCACCACCACCACACCCCCCCAGCCGGCUCACACCUCGACCCCCGGUACGGAUCCUUGCUGAUGCCUUCGGUUCGUGCGGCCAGGAUUUCCGCUCCACAGUGUGACAUAAAGACGGAUCCUACUACUGCCACCACUGCUACCUCAGCGUGGGCUGGAGCCUUUCACGGAACGGUGGACAUUGGGCCUGGUUUUGGAUUCGAUACAGGUCUACAGCACCAGGACAAGAGCAAGGAAGCCCCUUGGUUCUGAGGCACCAGUGAUAGUGUGAGCCCCACAGCUGGGAGAGGACUGCCACAAAUGAUCCCUUUUUCUGUACCGGGGUCAAGGACGCAAGGGAGAGGAGAAGGUGAAGAGCACAAAUCCCGCCAAAACAGGUUCUGCUUUGGAACCGCUGGCGGGAUGUGGAACAAUUGCUGAAAAGCCUCGGUUUCCAUCCUCUCCUCAUCUGAGCCUGCACCAGCUGGCCAACCCUGCUCCUUCUUGCUUCUUUAACUGCUCGGCUUAUUUCUCAUUUGUUUGAUUUGUUGCUGUUUUUGAACUAACCACCUUAAUUGUCAGGGAAAGGCAGGCCUCUGUGGCCAUGUUCACCCUUUCAGGAAUACCGUUUUGUAACUCUUUGUGCCUCUAUUUUUGUAGAAAUACAGAAAGUUGGUUUAGCAUUGAUGGGCUGUUUGAGAGGGAUGUAUUUUUUUAAAAAAAUUGUAAAAAUUGUUAAGUUCUGUUUAAAGAACUUGCUCUCAGAGACGCACUGGCAAAAAAAUGUAUAAAAUGCUUUCUUAUAGAUGUCUGUGAUGUGACGUGUCUAUAUUUUUUUGCGGGGAAGGGGAAUUGUCUCAAGUGUGUUUUUUUUUUCCAGUAGCACCAUUGCUGAGCUGAUCUGAACUCUUUUCCUUUUGUAACAGUAUGAAGUGAACAGUGACAAACUAUGAUUUUCAUGACUCAGACGCACAGAGGGUUCAGAAAUAUUGUCAAAAAAAUGAUAGUUUGUUCUCGAAAGACUAUUUGGGGGCAAAUGAGAAGAACGGUUUUGCAAAAAAAAUAAAUAAAUAAAAUCUCUUCAGUCUAAAGAAGAAUUGGCUGGUAGGAAAGUUAUUGUACCAACAGCAUAAAUGAACCUAGGGUUCAUGUAGUACAGUAGGAGAAAAAAUUGUUCUAUCUUUGGAAACCUCUAAGAAACAGGAGUUAGGUCCAUCAUUCUAAUUAUCUAGUCAUGACAAUAUGAAAUGUCAUUACUCUUUCAGUAGAAUCUUUUUUUUUUCCCCACACACACAGGGAGGGAUUUGGAAGACAAACGUGCAAAUCUAACAAGCAAAUUUCUGUACUGGUCACCAGACUAUUAGCCCUGUGGCGGUAGCUGAAGAGUUCUCCCAUAUUCAUGUAUAUUUUUGUGUUCUGGAGCUUUUUGUUGAACAAUAUAUUUAAUAAAUGGUAUUUCACAUGUGUUUCUGUAACUCUAGGAAUUUGUUUGUAUUUUCAGAUUUUUUAGUAGUGAUUGUUAAGGCCCAUACAUCAGUCAAUCAAUGGUAUUUAUUGAGUGCUUACUGUGUGCAGAGCACUGAACUAUGAGUUUGAGAGAGUACAAAAAAAGAGUUGGCAGACAUGUUUCCUGCCCACAAGGAGCUUAUAUGACAGUGUGAUUUGAAUUGGGAGAGAAUAAAAGUUCAGUUUGAGUACUGUUCAUUUGAAAUGGAGUGAUCCAUCAACUGAAAAUAAGAGGAUUCAAAUGACAAGGCUUGAAUCAAAUGGACAGUUUGUUUCAAAUAUUGAUCUUUGUGAGAGCAAAACUCAAAUGGUCUUAGAAAGCCACCUGGCUUAAACUGUACUACAUUGUGAAAAGAAAAUAACUGGCUAAUACCUGUGCUUCACGAUGCUUUCAGUGCUUUGAGCCACUCUGUAGCUGCCAGCAAUGGUAAAACUUAAAGUCCUCAAAAGUUGUAAGUGUGGUUAAUAGAAUCUCUCCUCAGUUUUUCCUAGGAGAUUCAAAACACAGUAAAAUACCACUCUGCAAAUUUAAUAUGGAUAUGUGUGUAUAUACAUAUAUAUAUAAAUAUAUAUAUAUCUUAUCUUAGUAUAUUCAACUUCACAUUAAUAAGCUUAGCUAGGCAGGUUUUUCCACAGCUUUAUCUUUUUCAGAAAUGCUCCAUUGCUAUAGUUUAGAUCUUCAGAUCCAUCUUUAAAUCCUUUGUCUAACCAUCCUCAAGACCCUGACAUCCACCUUCCUAUAACUCUCGCUAUUUCACCUGUAGGGCCCGUCAUUAAUUUCAUUUCUAAAUCAGAUACUGCCUUAAGAUCUACAACUGCCAAAUGUAGGCAUGUUUUCAUUCUGCAAUUUGUACACAUUCUGACCACGACCUUGCCUAUCCAGUGAAACUAGUUAUGCAGGUCCUAAAAAGCUUGAAGUUUGCCCUAGGUUUCCCAACUAUGGGAGCAAUGCUGAAUUUCCACUGUUUGAAAGUUAGGCCCGAAACACUUGUUGCACACGAUAUUUCUGGACACUUUGUUAGGCAGCUAGAAUUGAAAAUCUGAAGCAUGUAAACCUGUAGGCAUCUCAGUGGGCCCACUGGUAACUUUCAGUUCAGGUAUUUUCAAAUACAUUGUAAACUUCAAGAAAUUAAUACAUCCAUUGAUUUAGAGCAUCACAUUUUUUCAUCAUUUAAAUCUUCUCUAACAUUUUGGACUAUUGGCACUUAGAUGGAAAACACUGCACUGGAAGCUGUCUGCUAGUUUACUUUACUGAAAACCUGAAGGAAACAGCAAAAUAUGGUGGAAAAAAAGACCUCCACUUGAAAAAAAGAAACACUUUAUGAACUAAGUCAGCAGAUUUACUCCACCUCAGGGAAAAAAAAAAAAAGAAACGUCUUUAUUAGAAGCAGAUGUUGAUUCUGUAUCCAUUAUUGGAAACGGAAAGUUUACUAGACCCAUUUCAGUUAUAAAAGGGUACUGAUGACAGUACCCUUGAUCACCUUUUCAGGAAGAGGAGAGGAAAACAGGUCUCCGAAACCAGGGGGAAACCCAACCACCACUGCAAAUAACCAGUGAAAUAUAUCAAUCUAUUUUUGAACAGAGUAAAAUGGAUUUAAACAGCUUAUAAAAAGGCACAAGUUUGGGGGAAUAUUCCAAAUUUUGACAGAAAGUUUAACUUGGAAAUACUGUCACUCUUAUUUUGUAAAAAAAAAACAAAACAAAAAGAAACCAAAACAAACUACAGUGGCCCCAAAAUACCAUUUAACCUAUUUUCAAAUCUUGGGAAAUGGUACCGUUACAGAUUUCUGCCCAACCAGCUCUAGAAAUAUGUUUCUCUUUUGCUUGAACCUAGGUUUCUCCUUCAGAUACUAUCACCUUAAAAAAAACCCUAAUCUUCAAUAAACUGAUAAAUGCAUCCAUUAUUUCAGAGGAACCAGUUAAAAGACCACCUUUAUAUUUCUCAGGUUUUUCCUUUAACCUUUUUUAAAAGGAAGUUUACUAAAUUCUCAGCUCUGUGUGGGAUGUCUAUAAUCUAGUAAUACUAUAAAACUGAUGUUUUUCUUAUAGUUUCCCCAAGGCCUUUACCAGUUAACAUGUCACUGUACUUAAAACCACUACCUACUCCACUGUACAAGUGCCACAAAUGAGGUCUUCCUGGAGAACAGGUCACCAGCACACAAAAUCCAACAAACAAUUCAAAGAACGUAGGCCGUUCUGUUUAAGUCUAGAAUUAUGUGUAGUACAGUAAUAUAAAAUUGAAGUUGGGGAUUUUGUUAACUCCAACUAUUCAGAAUGCAAAUAAGGAAGACAGUAAUUGAUAAUGACCUACAGGACAUUUGACUUUACAUUUUUUUCAUGAGUCUUUAAAUAUAGAUUUUAAGACAUAGGAUCAAAAACAAUGAUAUUCCAGCAAAAUUAAU
Tachyglossus aculeatus (Australian echidna) is the source of this 4695-nucleotide messenger RNA. It is a transcript of the gene VGLL3, whose product is annotated as vestigial like family member 3. The transcript is spliced from 5 exons. NCBI's taxonomy places the organism in Eukaryota, Metazoa, Chordata, Mammalia, Monotremata, Tachyglossidae. Gene Ontology annotation, cellular component: nucleus. The record is from RefSeq and is a predicted model, not a curated record. Gene Ontology annotation, biological process: regulation of transcription by RNA polymerase II. The coding region runs from base 197 to 1060 and encodes 287 amino acids.